CUCGAACCCGCCCCUUUCCCCCGCCUCUGCAGCGUGACUGAGCCGGCUGGCUGCUGCUUACCGCUAUCUCCCCGCCUCCCUUAUUUUUUUAUUUAUUUUUUGGUUUUAAUGCUGCCGGGAUCUAUCGCCACCUUAAAACUGCCUGCUGCUGAGUGCGCGCAAAAAGGUUGCACAAUGACGUCUCUGGAUGAAACAAUCAAUAGCUAUCUGGACGUUUGGCUUGGACCCCGAGACCCCAGAGUAAAAGGAUGGUUUCUCCUGACCAAUUACACACCUACCUUCAUCUUCACCGUCUUAUACUUAUUAAUUGUAUGGUUAGGACCAAAGUACAUGCGGAACAGGCAGCCGUUCACCUUCAGGGGUAUUCUAGUGGUCUAUAACCUCGGGCUUACGCUUCUGUCCCUCUAUAUGUUUUAUGAGCUGGUGACAGGAGUAUGGGAAGGCGGAUACAAUUUCUUCUGUCAGGAUACGCACAGCGGAGGAGAAGCUGAUAUGAAGAUCAUACGUGUCCUUUGGUGGUACUACUUCUCAAAGCUCAUCGAGUUCAUGGAUACUUUCUUCUUUAUAUUACGGAAAAAUAACCAUCAGAUCACCGUUCUUCACGUCUAUCACCAUGCAACAAUGCUUAACAUCUGGUGGUUUGUUAUGAACUGGGUGCCUUGUGGCCACUCCUAUUUUGGUGCCACCCUUAACAGCUUUAUCCAUGUCCUCAUGUAUUCCUAUUAUGGGUUAUCGUCUGUUCCAUCCAUGCGUCCAUAUCUCUGGUGGAAGAAGUAUAUCACGCAGGGGCAGCUGACUCAAUUUGUCCUGACAAUCUUCCAGACAAGCUGUGGGGUGGUUUAUCCGUGUCCAUUUCCCCUGGGAUGGCUGUACUUCCAGAUAGGCUACAUGAUCUCCCUAAUUAUCCUUUUCACAAAUUUCUAUAUUCAGACUUACAACAAAAAGGCAGCAUCCAGAAGGAAAGAGUAUCAGAAUGGUUCCAUGGCUGCUGCGAACGGGUAUACAAAUAGCUUUUCUUCCCUUGAGAACAAUGUGAAGCAAAGAAAACAAAGGAAGGAUUGAAGACCAAACUGAGAAGCCAUUUUGAUAUUCUGGGCAACAACAACAACAACAAAAAUCAUCUGAUUGUAAGCACAAUAUGUGUUGUGCACUGAUAUAAUUCUUGACAGCUACUGUAGCUAUUCCUGCCUAGAAUAGUGUUGAUUUAUGUAGGACUUAACAAGUGCAAAACAUCCUAGAAACUACCCUAUAGGCUCAAGUUGAUGAUGUUGAUCAUACUGGGUGGUCACAGACACGAGUGUAAACUGUGGAAGGGAGUAUUGUUGUAGUAUGUGUGCAUAUAUCUAUAUAUAAAUACAUAGAUAUAUUCGUCACUGCAGUUGCCUUACUAGUCAAUAUGAUAGGUGCUGAAUUAUGAUUCACAAUUUCAAGACUGUAAUCCAAACUCAUAUUUUUUAACUGUAGAUAAUGCAUGUGGUUGUGAUUUGUACAACAAAGGUUUUUUUUGUGCGUGCUACGGUGGUUUUCCUCCCCCAGUAGUUUAAAAACACACAUGCCUUAAAUUUGAAGUAAAGCAGGGCCCAACACUUAAUACUGGUUUGAAAAUGUUUUGACUCGGGGAGCAACUUCACACUCAGUUACCAAAUAGACUUGCGAUGGUGUCUGUUGUGAAAGGGGCACAUGUGUAGAAAGAAUGGCUUCCCCCCCCCCUUCAAAAUGCUUGUUGGGUGGCAGCUGGGAUAUGGCCGCUUGCACAUGCUCAUGUGUACUCUUGAUCAACGGUGCCCCUGUAUUUGAGGGCCCCAAGAACAAAAUGGACUAUUGAGAAGCCAUCCUGGAUGAGUUGGGCUCCUUUUGUGAGUCAACUAGAAGUCUGCUCUGUGUUGCACUGAAGUUGGAGUAAUUCUCCUACACGUGAUCUUUUUGAAAUGAAAGAUUCACUGGAAAAGCUAGACUCUUCAUUUCAGUCACGACUUGUGCAGGAGAAAGACGUUUGAUCGUCUUUUUAGUUUUUAGCUUACUGUCUUUUUACUUCCAUUAUCACAAGUCUGCAGCAGUUUGGUGGUUCAGUUUGAUUUUGUCAAAUAGGUUUUAAUUUGCCUAAGUGACGGGGAAGUUAAUUGGCACUUAAGCAGCAUCCGUACCUGAAUGCUGACGCUCUCCCCCUUCUUUCAGCGUUAGAGAAUGCAAUUGUGGGGGGGGGAGACAUCUUACUCCCUUUAAAAAUCAACAUUCCCAGGUUGUCGCCUGUUCCUUUUGAAAUUGCCACAGAAGUAUGAGAUAAACCACCUGCAGCAUUUCUUCUUCCCAGUCCUUCUGACCAGGAAAUGUGUAGAAGCCACAGCUGGUUCAUCCCCUCCAAUUCAUUGAAAGUUUUAAAGAUGUAAAAGUGAAUCUCCAGGUUGCCUCCUGGCCAGCCAACCAUUGACAUACCUGCAAUUUAACUGCAAAGCAGUUUUCUGACCGUCACACAAGUUGUCCACGUUCUCCAUUGUUUGACAAAACUUAGCUUGCAAUUCUUAGCUGGUGUUUUUCUUGCCGUCUGCAUAGCAAGCUUUGAGUCGGAUUCCAGCAGCCACAGGUGGAAUCCCACGGGCAGAACAGGGUUUCCCUCACUUCCCUUUUUCUCAGAAAGCUGACCCGGAGUUCAGAGGAUCCUUGAGAAGGAUGAGUAAGGGGUGUGGCUUGUAGCAAGGGGUGGGGCUACAGCUGAGGGGAAAUGGGGAGCUCCCUCAGAACAAGUAGAGAUACCCUUCACUCAUGUGGAGUCAGCCUUCGGAUCCAAACCAUUGACUUUAAAAAUGUGCCUAUAGUAAAGGUGUGUGUGUGUGUGUGUGUGUGUGUUGGAAAGUGUGCAGAUUGGGCCAUGCCAGACUUUUAUUGUUAUGCGGAAAACCCUUGGAAAUAAGGUUGGUGAUGAAUGUCUGUUUCUUAGUAUGUGUUGUGUAUUUCACCUGUACUUCCUCGGCCUGUUAAAAGUUUAUAAAGAAACUUGUAUAAAGUGUGUUGGAACCACCACCACCCCUUCAAUGCCGUAAAGCAGGCACCUUUAAUGGAUAUGCUAUGUAAUUUGGUGGAGUUUUAGCCUACUAAUUUGUUGGUCAUUGAAAUUCAUUUGUCUCAAGCCAUCCUAUUGCUUCCAUACCCCAAGUUUAUAUAUUAAUUAUGAUUUGAUAUUUAUACAAAUAUCAGUUUUGCCAUGUUUUUGCACAGCUGAUAUUGGGGAAACUAAUGUGUUUUCCCUAAUGGGCUCGCAUAUCUUUUUUUUUUUUUGCUUGUUUUUGAAAUGAGAGGCGGAACCAGUUUAUGUUUGUCUGCUUUAUGUUCUCAAAGCUUGUGUGUAUGUAUGUGUCCUUGGUUUCUAGGUACUGAUUUGCAAAGUCUUUACAUAUUUCAUACAGCAGCUUCAUCAUUCAAAAUAUGCUGUCUAAACAUGUGUGCUAAAAAUAAAAAAACUAGCUUGUCUGAAAUAUCGACA
This is a messenger RNA of Zootoca vivipara (common lizard), 3478 nucleotides long. It is a transcript of the gene ELOVL5, whose product is annotated as ELOVL fatty acid elongase 5. Gene Ontology annotation, cellular component: endoplasmic reticulum membrane; endoplasmic reticulum. Gene Ontology annotation, biological process: very long-chain fatty acid biosynthetic process; fatty acid elongation, monounsaturated fatty acid; sphingolipid biosynthetic process. Gene Ontology annotation, molecular function: fatty acid elongase activity. The record is from RefSeq and is a predicted model, not a curated record. NCBI's taxonomy places the organism in Eukaryota, Metazoa, Chordata, Lepidosauria, Squamata, Lacertidae.